AUUCCAAACAACUACAAUCAGUCAUGGCGAAACCUAAUUUCGACGCAAAAUUGGCAGCUGACAGCUUGUCUGCGGAGCAAAGAGAGCGUAUACAUGGUGUAGCCAAUGAGCUGCUCAACAUCUACGAAACACUCGUCGCCAUGCGAUAUGUCGAUCCCGAAGCACUUAUCCGCGGACCACACGAACUGAGCGAGGGACUGCUGGCCAGCUACGCCGAAUGCGAGCUCGACCCCGCAAUCAUCUAUCUCUACAGCAUAAUGCCGUACAUCGACGGGGCAGAAACGGAUGCAAGGGACUUUUUCCAGGGAGGCGCCUUCUUCAACCCAUUGAGCAUUGAUGAUGUGGAGACAGGAAGAGAUCCACGUUAUCUUUCACCUGAGGGCGGCUUUGAUGAUGAGGAGGGUCAAUACAUGUACCCGUGGUACACACCACUAUCGAACUGCGGUAAUCAUUCGCCCGUUAUCAUCUACGAUGCCAAGGAACAUCGUAUCUGGAUCGUGGACCAGAUCGAAGGGACCAGCACGGAUCCUGUUUACUGUAAAGGCUGGUACAGCGAAUCGGAGAGCACAAAAGAUGAGGCGAGCAACUGGGGUGACAGUAGCUCCAGCGAUUGGAGUGGCGAUGGCGAUAGCGAACAAGAUAUGGAUUUCAGCGACGGUGCUUCGGAGGGAAGCAGCGAAUUCUGGGACGAUGAGGAUGAUGUUAGUGAGACGCGGGAGAUCGAUGCCAUGGUGGAAGACCAGGCGGAAGUCGUCGAGUACGACGAAGGAUUUGAGCACAUCGAAGAGCUAAACGACAGAGAACGAGAAGAGGCUGCGGGGAUCAACAAUAAAAAUAGCUUGGAGGCCGUGCGAAGUCGAUCUGCCGGUGACGUUCUGCGAGACAUUAACCGCUUGUAUUGCGCACUCAAGGAACUGCCAGGCCAGGGCGAAUACAACCACUGGAUGGAGCCAGUCAUCCUGAAGCCGUUGUAUCUGAACAAUGGCUGGCCGGAUCACUUCAACGGUGAGCAAUUUGAAAUAGAUGUGGCUCGAGCAUACGCCACCGAAAGAGCGCGUUACUUCGCGGAGGAGCCAUUGAGGAAGGUGGAAUGUCACGUUGGCUGGGCUGAAGAUUCGGAUCGUAAAGUGGAGCGAUACAAGAAAGAGGUCGCGGACGCUUUAAUACCGGACAACGAAUGGGCGGCCCGCUUCAAACUGUGGAAAGCAGAAGAGAGUUCGAGAAGGAACGCCAACGACCUUCAGGAGGCUAAGAAAAAGGCAGAGAAGUUGUGCCCUGACGGCGUGUGUCAGAAAGAGGAGGACCUGCCGCUAUGGCAGGUGGAACGACUCAGAGUAGAGACGCAACAUAAACGUGAGAGUGCGCAACGUAACGACUACGUUACCUUCGCAGAACGUUUCAAGGACAAUCCCAAGCAGUUGAAACACAUGAAGGGGCGACAUCGUCGUGCUCAGAAGCAAUUGGAGGUGUAUGAAAAGGCAUUCGAAGCCUCAAAGGUCGACGCGGAGCGCUUGCGCCCUGGUGCCACUUUCCAUGAGGUUGCCGGCAUCAAUUCUCUAGGCCGCCAGGAUACGCUCUCAUCGAUUGCGUCGCAGAAGGAGGCUAUCGAAUCCAUGGAACGCUACGUUCAAGACGUUCGUGACUUUGCGAAAACGGUACCCAAAAAUGCACCUGAGGGCAUUGCUAUGGUGGAGAUGGAGAUACAGAGUAUGGGGAAGUCCCUGACAAGUGCCCGAAAUAGGUUGGAAAAGACUAGAAAGUGGUUAGCAGAGCAUGGGAACACCGACUAGCAAGGCCCACACUGCCUAAGCCGUGUCAAUUGCACCUCAAACAUGCCUAAUGAAGCGACACAG
Paraphaeosphaeria sporulosa is the source of this 1853-nucleotide messenger RNA. RefSeq lists its product as uncharacterized. The record is from RefSeq and is a predicted model, not a curated record. Bases 24 to 1790 code for a protein of 588 amino acids. Lineage: Eukaryota; Fungi; Ascomycota; Dothideomycetes; Pleosporales; Didymosphaeriaceae. The transcript has a single exon.